Molecule: messenger RNA, 2253 nt
Organism: Polychytrium aggregatum
Lineage: Eukaryota; Fungi; Chytridiomycota; Chytridiomycetes; Polychytriales
Exons: 7
Coding region: 1-2253 (750 amino acids)
Molecular function (GO): hydrolase activity, acting on ester bonds
Source: RefSeq, a predicted model, not a curated record
AUGAACAACACUCUGGUGGAUCUCGAUCAGGAGGCAUCUAUUGACGACGGCGGCGAUCAAGACAUGAAAAAGGUCUCGUCCAGCGGCGACGGCAACGAUCCGUCUCUCGAGCGACAGGACGAGGGUCUCAAAGUUGAUCUCCCAAAGGUCACUGUCUACAAAAUCGACAACGCCGGGACGGUUCCGUGGAAGAACGGUCUCGGCGAGACUCUCGAGGUUGCCAUCUAUCCGCCCAAGCGCCAGUUUGAGAAGGAUCAGUUCCUGUGGCGACUGUCUUUGAGUACCGUACGCGACAACUGCUCGCUCUCGGUGCUUCCUGGCUACGAUAUGGCUCUGGUUCUGCUCCCUGGCGAGGAUUACAUCGCCCAUACCAAGACACCGAUCAGUGCGCCGGCCGUUUUGCACCACAAUGACCAGGAGACAGCCUUUCCACUCAAGCCGUUGGUACCAUACACCUACAACGGCUCCUGGCCCACGGCCUGCCACGUCAAAUCCUCGCCGCUGAAGCUGCUUACGUUCAUGGCCAAUCGCAAGUACACACAGGUGUCGGUCAGCCUCGAGACCAUCUGCCCGCACGGUCUGAGCGACGACGGCAUCUGCAACGAGAACCACAACUUUACUCCGACGCCGCAAAGCCGCCAUCGCUCGUCCUCCCGCUCUCGCGGCAGCGACGACGAAACCGCCAAUCCAACCAGCAAGAUCCUCCUUGGCGCCUUCACCAUCGUCUAUGUCAUCAGCGGCGGCAUCAAGGUCAAACUCGACGGCGACAUCUGCGAGCGCACGAUCCUGCCUGGCGAAACUCUGACGUGCGAGCGCCACGACGAGUCCGAUCCAACGGGAUUUGCCAUGACACCCUUGAAUAAGGCUGAUCUGGACGAGGCAAAGCCGCGGCACUUUGAGGGCAUGCUUCCUGUCCCGGGGCAAGACAAGCCGUCGAGGAAAGGACACCAAGAUGCCACGGUUCUGAUCAUCCAAGCCGAUAUCCGCCGUCCUCGCCGCGACUCCAUCACCAGCGAGCCGCAGCGGCCACCGAUCCACCGCAAGGGCUCCAUCAUUGUCUUUGAUGAUCAGCCUGCCUGGGGCUUUGGCAAGGAUCUCGACUCCACCCACAGCAUUUCGGAUCUCAACGAGGCCUCAUCGAUCCUGCCGCUCAUGUAUUGGGAUAGUGCCCGUCACUAUCGCCCACCCGUGUUCAGCGCCAGAUUCCAGAACGAGAGCGAAGUGCCUCCGCCGACGGUGCGCGACUCUUUGGCAAUCUCCGAGUUUCCGACCGGCAAAAUCAGCACGCUCUGGAUCAACAUGGUCAAGCAAGGCCUGUCCGAGUGGCUCCGGGUGCCCGUCAUCAUUGCGCGAGGCAGCGAAGAAGGACCCGUAGUGGGAAUCACGGCAGUUGUUCACGGCAACGAGCUCAACGGUGUGCCUUGCAUCCAUCGAGUCAUCACCGACAUUGAUGUUUACAAGCUGAAGGGCACCGUUGUGGCCGUUCCCUGCGUGAAUGUCCCGGGCUAUCUGCGCUUCACUCGCGAGUUCAGCGACGGCAAGGACCUCAACCGCCUGUUCCCUGGCAACGAGAACGGCACCGCCAGCCAGAUUUACGCACACAUGCUCAUCACAAAGAUCAUCAACCACUUUGACUUUUUGAUCGACCUGCACACCGCCAGCUUUGGUCGGAUCAACUCAUACUAUGUACGAAGUGACAUGAACGACCCCGUCAGUGCCAUCAUGGCAAAGCUGCAGCAACCGCAAAUCAUUCUUCACAACAGUGGCCAAGACGGCACCCUUCGAUCGGCUGCAAGCUCCCGCGGUAUCAAGGCCAUCACGGUCGAAAUCGGCAACCCACAGCUGCUCCAGAACCAGUACGUGCAGUGGUCGUACAUGGGUGUCAUGCGCAUUCUGUCCUAUCUCAACAUGUUCAAAUCCGACGGAAUCAACGCCAACUCCGCCGAAGGCGCGGUGAUCCCGCCACCGCCCAACACCAUCAUAUGUUCGCGCGGCUUUUGGAUCUACACUAAAACGGGAGGGGUGCUCGAGGUGUAUCCGUCGGUCAACACGGUCGUGCGCAAGGGCGACCUCAUUGCUCGGAUCAAGAAUAUCUUUGGCAACAUCGUGGACGAGAUUUACUCGCCGAGUCACGGAGUGACAAUCGGACGCAGCUCCAAUCCGGUGGCGAUGGCGGGAGAUCGCAUCCUGCACUUGGGCGUCAUCAAGAAGGACAACGAGGUCCUCCCCACGGUCGCCAAGGAGAACUACUGA